AUGGAGAGAUUUUUGCUGGUUGGCAUUUUGUGUGCUCAUGUAAUGGUGGCUUUGCGGCCUACCAUUUUGGAUGCACUGAAAAUGUUGGAAGGAGAUAUUGAAGUGCCACCAAUUCCAGAUAGGCCAAUGCCUCUUGGUCACCCUUCAGCUUAUGGCAAUGGCAACGGUAAUACUUUCAGCAUAUCACCAGCUUUGAGCGGGCCAAAAUUGCAUAGUGGAGACAUGCUCAGUUUCUACGUCGCCUUGAAGAAAGCAAAGAGUGAAGAUUAA
Messenger RNA from Prunus armeniaca (apricot), 270 nucleotides. Lineage: Eukaryota; Viridiplantae; Streptophyta; Magnoliopsida; Rosales; Rosaceae. The record is from the annotation of a GenBank genome assembly.